GUGUGUGUGUGUGUGAUGCCAUGGGGAGCGACGCGCUCAGCUGCUCACACAGCGCUUGUUGUAACAACAGCUGUUACUAAGGGGAGUUAAAUCCCUCCACACACACACACACACACACACACACACACACACUCAUAUGGUCAGGGGGAGGAUGAGAUUAAGAUACUCACAUCACCGAUCAGCUGUUCUCAGAUAAAGCGGGAUUUGUGUGUAUGGAGAUGUCAGGUCUUCGGCAGGACACGGGAUGGAGUGUGUCUCCGGUCUCGGAGCUGUCCAGCUGCAUGCAGAGCCUCCGGUGUCAGGACAGCUCGACCCCCAGGAGACGCCUCGAUCUGACGCCGGAGCUGAGCAGCUCAGACGAGGGGCAGCCCUCGGGACAGCACACACCAACAGUGAUGAUGAGGAGGACGAGGAGUUACAGAAAAGUGAAGUCUUCUGAACAGACCUCGAACACGCGUGGAUCACAGACCAACAGCCUGAGAGGAGGAACUGAGGAUGAUGAAGGUGCUGAAGAUGCUGAUAAGGAGAACACCGGCGUGCGUAAGAGCGUGAGAGUGAGACUGUUCAGCUCGUCCAGCCUUGAAGAUCCUGAAGAUCAGCUGCAGUCUGGGAGAAGAAGUAAGGGACCAUCCUGCUCUUCACCAGAAGAGGAGGAACCGGAUUCGCCCGAUUCAGUGUCACUGAUGCUGUUCCAGAGACUGAGAUCCAGGAGAGAUCCAGCACACACACUCACCCCCGACAGCACCGUCACUGAUCACCACCUCACUGGAGACUUUAGCCAACAUCCUGUGCUUCCUGUGGAGAAGGUGAACCAUCAGGAUCUUCACUGCGUUUCAGCUCAAACUGUGGCAUCUCUGAUCAGCGGUCAGUUCGGCGCAGUAGUGGAAGACUUCCUCAUCAUCGACUGCCGGUAUCCAUACGAGUAUCGAGGAGGUCACAUCAAGGGAGCAGUGAACCUGUACACCAAGUCUCAGAUCCUCAAGGCUUUCCUCCAGGGCUCGUCCAGCCCGCAGGUGUCUCCAGCUGGCCGUCGUGCCCCAGGAGGGGCGUCUGUGCUGGGCACACGGGGCAGCAGGGGGGAGACACCGGCGUCUGGAGGUCCUGCAGCAGGAGGAGAUAAUGAGGGGGCCUCAUCGCCCAGAAAACUCAUAGUGUUUCACUGCGAGUUUUCAUCAGAGAGAGGACCACGGCUUUGUCAGUAUCUGAGGGAGUUGGAUCGUACAGUGAAUGUUCAGACGUAUCCUCACCUCCUCUACCCCGAGCUCUACCUACUGCAGGGGGGAUACAAGCACUUCUACUUCUGCUGUCCGGAGCUGUGUGAGCCACAUGGUUAUGUCCCCAUGCGCCACAGCGACUUCAGAGAACAGCUUCGGCGUUUCAGCAGGAAGAGGCGCCAACAUCGUCGCAGACGUCCAAUCAGAUCGCAGCAGAGGACAUGACACUUUUAACACAGACUGAGAGCUGUCUAUAAAGAACUGGACAGAACCCAUAAGUGAACGCUGGAAAUGAUUGGGAAGGCAGUUAGAGCGAGGAGCUAUAUUGAUGAUAAAGUAUAAAUAUCAUGAUUUAUACAGUGAUACACGUUCCUAAGACAUCACAGGUACAGUUUGUGUUUUUAUAACAUCGACGAACUCCACUGGUGCUCACAGAAACAAUUAGCUGAUUACAUCUUAUUUAUACAAUGCCCCUUGUGUUUCCGUGUUAAAUCAUUGAUUUUUAUUUUACCAUCCUUAAAGGAAAGUAUUACUGGCGUAGUAUUUUUCCACAGAUCAUUUAGCAAAUCUACAUUUAGCAACACUUUGUUCAUCCUGAAAAUGUCUUCAUUGUGUGCUAUUAAAAGUAUUGUGUUAUUAUAUUUUCACCAUAUCACCUCCCUUACGCAUUCUAUUAACACUCACUUUGUUUAAUAAAUGAUCCUAUGUACUCAUUUAAUUAUCUUUUACAUUAUACACGCUUACUGAACAAACUGUUAAAGGAGCCGUCCGUAAUGUGUAGCGCCCUCUGCUGUGUGAGAGAUGAAGUGCUACCGCG
Ictalurus punctatus (channel catfish) is the source of this 2031-nucleotide messenger RNA. It is a transcript of the gene cdc25d, whose product is annotated as cell division cycle 25 homolog d. Gene Ontology annotation, biological process: positive regulation of G2/MI transition of meiotic cell cycle; protein dephosphorylation; G2/M transition of mitotic cell cycle. The transcript has 13 exons. NCBI's taxonomy places the organism in Eukaryota, Metazoa, Chordata, Actinopteri, Siluriformes, Ictaluridae. Bases 213 to 1439 code for a protein of 408 amino acids. Gene Ontology annotation, cellular component: cytoplasm; nucleus. The record is from RefSeq and is a predicted model, not a curated record. Gene Ontology annotation, molecular function: protein tyrosine phosphatase activity.